This is a messenger RNA of Myzus persicae (green peach aphid), 891 nucleotides long. RefSeq lists its product as uncharacterized. Bases 1 to 891 code for a protein of 296 amino acids. The transcript has a single exon. Gene Ontology annotation, molecular function: zinc ion binding; nucleic acid binding. NCBI's taxonomy places the organism in Eukaryota, Metazoa, Arthropoda, Insecta, Hemiptera, Aphididae. The record is from RefSeq and is a predicted model, not a curated record.
AUGGAAACGGAUGGCGAAGGGCGGAGGGAAGUUGUUGGCAGAAAAACAACCACAGCUCCACCCAGUGGAAGAGCAAUGGGCCUCCAUAUACCUCUGAGGACUGGGGCGAAGCUCAGGGCUAAGCCCCCGGCGGUUUUAGUCAAUUUGGCUGCUGGCUCGUCAUACGCGGACAUCGUUCGUGCAGUAAGACAAAAUAGCGAGUUCAAUCUGGCGGAAAUUGGCGCGCAGGUAACCGGGAUGCGCAGGACUAGGAACGGGCAUCUGUUGGCCGAGCUAGCCAAAGGUGUUAGUUCGGUCGAAGCAGCUCAGAAGCCGUCUUCUGCCAUCGCUACCAGGUUGGGAGAAGCGGUCGGUGCGGUGUCGAACCUUGGUCAGUACGCCGUAGUUGAGAUUGUCGACCUCGAUGCGGUGGCGACUGAAGGCGAGCUCCUCGCUGCAUUGCGGGCGGCAAUACCUGGAGCCAAAGACGAUCAAGCCGCCAUUUACGGCCGACAAGCUGUGCAAAUCAUAGAUCUCUGGUCCACUAGGUCUGGCCAGCAAAUUGCAACGGUCAGAAUGACCAGAGCUUCUGCUUCUGCCGUAACCAGGAUCCCGGUUGGAUGGACUAUGUGCCGUGUACGUCCUAGACGGCCAGAACCAGAGAAGUGUUUCCACUGUCACGGGCACAGGAGUAGUAAUUGCUCUGGGCCGGAUAUGUCAAUUAAUUGCAGACGGUGUGGUGAACCGGGCCACGAGCAGAAGCAGUGCACGGUGGUUAAAGAUCGGUGUAUUGCUUGUGAGAGGGCUGGCUUCGUGCGCUUCACACACGAACCAGGUUCGGGUGCAUGCAAAGCCAGGAGCGAAACUCUCAAACCUUCGAAUAGUGGUACUAUUUCAGGCCACUUACAAUGA